UAAGCGCGUAAUGUUCAGACAACGACAAAAACUUGUUGAUGGCGAACAACUUUAUAUGUACCUAAGACCUACAGAUACCGAUAACAAGUUUUAUAUUGUUUUUUCUUCCAAAGUCGCGCGCUAGUUCGCGUUGAUGAUAACAGACGCCAGGAAGUCAAUAGGUACCUACUACCGAAAUAUGGAAAUGCAAAUUUAUCGUCAUUGCCAGUGAUAUCGCGGGGGUUCGUUUUCGUACCAAAUUUUUGAGUGUUUCCAGCACCUCCUCUUUUUGUGUUUCGGAGUGUCCGUUUUUUGAUUUGCGCGAGUGUCCGGUCCGGCUUCACACUGUUCGUCAUGAUUUUGGAAAUAAUUGACGGUAUUUUGGAUUAUACCUUCGAUACGGCGGUUUUAUUAGUGUCGGGGUGUGUUUCGAUGGUCGCUUUGAGUGGAGUUUGUUCGAUGGUUACGUUCGUCAUCGUCAAGCAACUGAAACGCAUCAGUACGAAAAAACUCUCGGAAGCCGGGAACAAAAUCGAUGAAUCGAACGAUAAACGAGAAGUGAAUGAUUUGCAAGCCAAAGCUGAGCUGAACGGUGCAGAUCGAGGAAGAUGGUUUAUCAAAACAUCUGAAGAGCGUCUGGUUACGUUGAAAAUAUUGAGGCAGGAAUCAAUCACGGUGGCGUCAAGUUCGGGAUCAAGUUCAGAAAAAGAUGCAGAAAUACGAGAAUUUUUGGAACACCUGAUCGGUACUUUGAUCUCGGAGAAUUUAGACGACGUGCCUCUUACACCUUUAUCGAAUGAUGUCCAAUAUGAGAAUAUUUUCACCGAGUACCAUGCCAAAUUAUCCAAAACUUUAUCUACGCUGUCCAGCUCUUUGCAUUCGAAAGCCACCUGUCAAUCACCCAAUAACGAGACACCUAAACCGUCUGAUUUGUACAUCGAGUUGAAAAAAAUCAUCGGCCAAGUCUGCGAGAAAGCUCCUUUACUUCCUUCUUUGCCGGAAUACGAUAACGAAUCGGGACCAUUAUCGAUCGAAUCGCGAUUAGAAGGUCAAAGCUACGAAGAUAUUUUAUCUACUGCUGUAUUAAACAAGAUCAUUUUAAAAAGUCAAAAUGGAAAACAAUCUUAUCAUUUGGCAGAUGACGAUAUCGACUUGAACAUAACCAAUGAUUUCGAGUACAGAUUCAAUAAUCACAGUUUGAGUUCUAGUCCUCUGGAGCGUUUAUCAUUAAGAGUUGAAGAACACAUUGAAGAAAUCACCACCAGGUAUCAAUCUUCGGAUGAUGAAAAUGAUGACUCGAUUGUCGAAUGUUUACAGAGCUUCAAUUUAAACGCCGGUCAUCGAGUUCAUUUCCCCGAACUCGGCAAAGACGUAGUCGACGUAGGUUAUGACAGCUACGAUGAAGAUAGCGUCAUGGAAGUGGUCAGUAAUGUCGACUCGUGGGAAGAUAAUUGGUUAUUUCAAAAGAAAAAAAAGCAUAAGAUAAAAACAGUCGCCCAAGUAUCGGUCCCGAUGCUGGUGCCGAAUCCGUCUGAAAAAUAUAGAGCUUUGAUCGGCGACGUCGAUGUGGACGAGACAUCAGACCUAUCCGAAUGUUCCGACUCGAUUUUAGAAGACUUGACUGAUUGCAAUACGGAAAAAUCCGAUUCCAAUAUGAAAACGAAUUACAUAUAUAAAUACGAUUUCAAAAAUAAUCUCGAUACUGGGUCUCUUAAAGGGAAACAUUACGACGAUUCGGAAAAUUACGCAGCUGAUCAUGAUCAAGAUAGUUCCGGAGUCACGUCCAUCUCGAGAGAUAUCUCAGAUGUGUACUCGUUCAGUAGUCUAAGCCCGUGUCAGAGUGAAGAAGAAAGUUUACCCUGGACUGGUAUCAGGGAGGCGAAAAAUCAAAGCAUUUUCCACGGUCAAGAGGAUUCGGGCGAAGGAUCGUUGGAAACGCAACCUGAGAACGAAUAUUUGAACGAUGGUGAACUUGAACCAGAUUUCCAUGAAGAUAAAAUAAAGAAUUUAAACCACGAAGCACCAUCAAUUACCAGCAAUAAUCAUGAAAAAAGUAACGGUAUCUGCGAAUUGCCGGCCAAAAAUGAUAAUUCUAGUCUUAACGAUGAUUUAGCUCAACCACCUAAACCAGGCACCAUCGCUGAAAGAGAACACCAAAAAUGGGAACGGGCAGCUCCUCUACCAAAUAAUCCUUACUCAAAGGAAAAUAUUGAGAAAAGGAAUCUAGAUAAUUUAUAUGCCAGAUGCCAUUCUUCGAUGAGUGAUCAGAAUGAAACCGCUAGUGAUGAGUGCGAAAUACAAGAAUCAAUACGUCCUGAUAUCAAAAAGUAUGAACGUGAUUAUUAUGUGAAUACCAUUGCUACUGAUAAGAAUAAGGAAACCAAGAAAGAGAAUGGUAUAAACUCCAAACACACGUCGAGUUGUGAAAACGUUGCUCAAAAUGGGUUCACCAAUGUAUCGAACCAUGACGAUAAACCUAAGAAACCGAAUCUAGUCCGAGUUCUAUCCUGGUCCGAUCGUAAACAACCGGAAGUGGAAAUUCGAAAACGUCUUCCAUCUGUCAAAGAAUUAGCCAAACAGUUUUCUGUUCAACCCACAUUUCAAGAGGUCAAGAAACCUCUGAGCACAAAAAAUCAAAUGGUUCACAGUCUAACAGCUAGAAGCAUGUCGAAAGAAUUCCGCGAAGGGCUGAAGAAAAGCGCUGGAAAAACGUACAAUCGAAACGUACAUUCGACCAACGACGACGAACUCGAUAAAUCCGAAGACCUGCCUCAAAAUGGACACUUGCAGAAUAAAUUAGAUACGACGAUUUCAUUUUGGGAAAAUAUCUAAAAAAAAAAACAAAAAAACUGAGCAUUUUUCCAAAUCAAAAUUCUUAUUUAAUUUUCGAUUCGUGUAGCUCGCACAUUUUUAUUAGGUAUAUUUGAUUAGUGAUUUAUAAACUCGUUAUUUAUUUUGUUAUCGUAAUCACUCGUUAAUUAAUACUUGGCAAGCAUUUUUCGGUUGUGCCGAAAAAUGAUUCACGUUACCCAGUUUCUGAUUUAUUGGAAAAAAAAUGUAUUAGAUUGUAUCGCGUUUAUGAACGUGAAUUUUUCAAAGUCUAGCCGAAAAUUUUGACUGAACAAAGUUUUAUUUACUUAGGAUGGACUUUAGACGCUCGUGUCAUGUUAUUAAGUAGGUAUACUCGUACGAUUAUUGUUUUGAGUUCCACGUGAAUGUGGUUUUCGAUGUUGUCCCUCUCCCUUUAGCUGUAAGGAUAUUUAUGUUGACCAUUUUUAGUUCGAUUUUAAGUUUAGUUUUUUUUCCCCUUCAUUUGUCAAGUAGUGUAAUAAAAGUUGGUUUUCGAUGUUGA
Molecule: messenger RNA, 3331 nt
Organism: Planococcus citri (citrus mealybug)
Lineage: Eukaryota; Metazoa; Arthropoda; Insecta; Hemiptera; Pseudococcidae
Exons: 20
Coding region: 334-2811 (825 amino acids)
Source: RefSeq, a predicted model, not a curated record